AUGUCUUCCUCACUGGCAGACGCCAUGGCCGCCCCAUCACGCGGUGCUCUCACCACCUUACUCGGUGCAUUGAGUAAUACCAAAUGGACAUUAUCUCGCACACUCCAGAGCACCAACAAGAACGAGUUCAAUGGCCAACUCCUUGGCACAGCGAGCUUCAGCCAGCUCCCGGCCGGACCCGAUCAAGUCCAGGAUUGGCUCUACACAGAAAGUGGACAAUUCCCAUCCCCAUCAUCAAUGCCACCAGCACUAGCAGCGAUGGCGCAUGCGACCUGGUCUAAAAAAUACAUCUGGCGAUUAAGCGACGCGAAAUUACCACUGAGUGCGUGGUUCGUUAAGGUCGGGUCUGGGCCCGAUGAAGCGGAUUACCUUUUCCACAACUUUGAAUUUAAUUCUGAGGCCAGAAUCGCGAUCGAUAGUGAGAACUACGAUGCACCUUUUCCUCUUCUUCCGGCUGGAAUUCAGAGCGAGAACACUUAUGUGUUGCAGGCUCGCGGGGAUCAUCUUUGUAUUAAUGAUAUGUAUCGCACGGCGUAUACAUUUCGUUUCAAGCGCGAUACGGAGGAGCUGAUUAGCUGGUCUAGUCUUCAUGUUGUGCGUGGACCAGCGAAGCGUCAAGAAAUUACCAAUCAAUAUCUGCCAGUUCGUGAAUGA
Molecule: messenger RNA, 654 nt
Organism: Penicillium malachiteum
Lineage: Eukaryota; Fungi; Ascomycota; Eurotiomycetes; Eurotiales; Aspergillaceae
Exons: 1
Coding region: 1-654 (217 amino acids)
Source: RefSeq, a predicted model, not a curated record